This is a messenger RNA of Camelina sativa (false flax), 1368 nucleotides long. NCBI's taxonomy places the organism in Eukaryota, Viridiplantae, Streptophyta, Magnoliopsida, Brassicales, Brassicaceae. The record is from RefSeq and is a predicted model, not a curated record.
AUGGCGAAAUGGGCAGUCGAGCUAAGUGAGUAUGACAUCGAAUACCGCUCCCGUCCAAGCUUGAAGUUGCAAGUCCUGGCCGACUUCAUCACCGAGCUAUCUCCUGACCUCGACAACCCCAAUAGGGAAGAGCAUUGGACAAUGUUCGUCGAUGGUUCGUUGACGAAUGAAGGAUCCAGAGUGGGACUCAUUCUCCGGUCCCCCACCGGUGAAGUUCUCGAGCAAGCAUUAAAACUCAACUUCGGAGCAUCAAAUAACGAAACGGAGUACGAGGCCGUCCUUGCGGGUCUUCGGUUAGCACGAGGACUCGGAGUGACACAUUUGCAAGUCUUCUGUGACUCCCAGCUUGUAGUCAGCCAAUUCAGUGGAGAGUUCGACGCCAAAAAUAAGCGAAUGUGGGCGUAUCGGCAGUUGGUCCGAGCACUGUCCAGGGAAUUCACGUCUUUUUCUCUGACGAAGGUCCCACGAAACGAAAACGCGUCAGCCGACGCCCUCGCAGCCCUGGCAAACAGCUCCGACCCUGAUUUAAGGCGCACCAUCCCGAUCGAAUGCAACGACGCUCCCAGCAUCGACCCCGACAAUCAUAUAGCAGUAAUCAACGACGAUUCAGUUUUGAUGGAGGUCAACGAACCAGUAGAAGAUCUGACGGACGUCACGAAGCCUCCGGACGACUGGCAAAUUGAGAUCAAACUCUAUAUCUCCGACGGCGUCGUCCCACCAGACAGAUGGGCAGCCCGAUGCUUAAUGGCUCGAAGUGCCAGAUACAUCCUCUUGGACGGGGAAUUAUUCCGCCGAAGCGCAUCUGGAGUUUUCCUCACCUGCGUCACUCGGGACGAGGCCGAGCGAAUCAUGAUGGAGGUGCACGAAGGCGAAGGUGGCAACCAUUCUGGCGGACGCGCACUCGCCCUCAAAAUAAAAAAGGAUGGACACUAUUGGCCGACCAUGAUAGCCGACUACGAAGCCUUCGCGGCAAAGUGCGAAGCCUGUCAGCGCCACGGACCAAUGCGGCAAAUCCCGCCCGAACUGCUAAACACCGUGACAGCUCCAUAUCCUUUCAUGCGCUGGGCCAUGGACACUAUAGGUCCUCUUCCGGCGUCAAAAUCCAAGAAAUACGUCCUGGUGCUGACCGAUCUUUUCACCAAAUGGGUCGAAGCGGAGUCCUUCACAAGGAUCCAAUCCUUGGACGUAACCAAUUUCAUAUGGAAGAGCAUCAUAUGUCGGCACGGACUUCCAUACGAGAUUGUCACCGAUAACGGCACACAAUUCACCUCGAUGAUCACCAGACGUUUCCUGACGAAGUGGCAAGUUGAGGCCACUAAUAAGUCGAUCAUCGACGGACUAAAAGGGGGCGUGGGCAGACCACCUUGA